Messenger RNA from Setaria italica (foxtail millet), 2828 nucleotides. RefSeq names its product QWRF motif-containing protein 4. The transcript is spliced from 7 exons. Gene Ontology annotation, cellular component: centrosome; cytoplasm; nuclear microtubule. Lineage: Eukaryota; Viridiplantae; Streptophyta; Magnoliopsida; Poales; Poaceae. The record is from RefSeq and is a predicted model, not a curated record. Gene Ontology annotation, biological process: centrosome cycle; spindle assembly. Gene Ontology annotation, molecular function: microtubule binding. The coding region runs from base 565 to 2292 and encodes 575 amino acids.
GUCACUGUCGGCCGCAAAGAUUUUCCAUGAAGAAUUCCAUGUAGCGUCGCAGCUGGCGAGUAGCAGCGAAACGUAGCGCUUGAUUUGGAUUUGGAGCUAGUUCUGUUACUGUGUUCACUGCGCCUGCGUCCACAGUCCACCAUCUUGCCAUGGGGCAUGGGCCAUGGCUCUGAGCCCCACGGCGUGAUGGAGAGCUUUCUUCCCCCUAGGGGACCGUUCCCGACCUGUCCAUGGCAUGCAUGACGGCAACGGCAUCCCCGUGACGAGAGCGACUCGGCGCAGUAGCAACAAAUCGGGGGAAUUCCGCAUGGCCGCGGCACUAGGCUGUCACCAUCGGGCAUUACCGGCUGGUGGUGAGCGUGCGCCGUCGUCGCUGUUCGCGUCCAUGAACAGGGCCGGGGUUCCUGCCCCCUCGCGACGUGCCGACGUGAUCCGCGUGGUUUGGCCUCGCCGCCGGAGAGAGGCGUCACUGCUUCAGGCGUGGCGCGUAGCUGAUGGGUCGAUGAGAGCCACACUGAUGCGGGUGGUGCCUCUCGCGGCGCGCGGCUAUUCUUUUUCUUCUUCAUGGAGGCCAUCAAGGGUGAGCAGAGGAAGGCUACUGCGGCCGAUGGCGCGCUGCGACGGCCGCUGGCGCCGUCCGAGAAGAACAAUGCUGCUGCUCCGGCCGGUCGGAGAAGAGAGGUCCCGUCCAGGUUCAAGCCCGUCGCGCCACCGGCUGCUCCGGCGGCGAGGCGGUGCGCGUCCCCGAGCCCCGGCCGGGCGUCGGCAGUCGACGGCUCGGAGGUGACGUGCAACAGAGCGCGGUCGGCUGACAGGGCAAGGCCCGCCCCGUCUUCUCGGCUGAAGCCCUCCGCUCUUGCCGCGGCAAGGUCCACUUCGCCGGCCCGUGACGCGGCCGCCGAGGCACACGGCAGCGGCACUCCUCCCCGUGCAAGGAAUGCAAAGGCCUCUGAUGGCCUGUGGGCGUCUGCGCGGAGCUCGUCUCCCUCGGUCCGGCCAGAGCCCGUGGCGGCAGCAGCCCCUGCCAAGAAGAUAGACAGGCGAGUCCAUGGCUUACCUUCAGAGCUGACCAAAUUGCGGUCAGGAGCCGCGGUUGAGAGGAAGAGGAGUCCUCUUAGAGGGAGGACCAACAACAUCAGCGACCAAUGUGAUAAUGCUCGGCCACUAGAGUCUCCCGCCAGCAGGGUCAUUGAGCAAAAUCGGUGGCCGGGGAUGAUGACUGGCCGGAGCUCUGCUGGUCUCACUUCGACAAGUGCUGCUCCUGCUGAAAAGGCUACCAGGUCGGUCUCUUCACGAGAUGCUUCAGCAGGACGCUCUCCAAGGAGGACGCAUCCAUCUGAAGGAACGGGCAAGAGUCUGAAGCGGCCGUCAAACGAGGUGGCAAAGAUCGUUCACCGGAGAAGAAAAGAUAAGGCAGAUUCUAGCAGUGACACCUCAUCUCAGACGUCGGAAAGCUCCAAAUCCAAUUGUCGCCUGAGCAAGGCCGUUUCUUCACCUGUUCCGGUUCUGCACAGAUCGUCGUCACCGAGACAGGGCUUGGCAGCUGCAGCAUCUACUUCCAGGUCCUGCCAGAGCCCGUCGCGGAUGAGGCCUUCAGCACCUUGCCAAUCGAAAUGUGCUCCUUCAGAUGCUCAAUCAGGCGUUGAACAGCCUGUGUUUAACUACAUCGUUGAUGCGCGGAAAGGGAAGAAGAAUGCAGGCCAGAUUGAGAAUAUCCAUCAGCUACGUCUGCUGAAUAAUAGAUACCUGCAGUGGCGCCUUGUGAAUGCACAUUCAGAAGACACACUAUCCCAGAAAAAUGGCGCUGAGAACAUUCUUUAUAGUGUUUGGAAGAGUAUCUUGACAUUGCGCGAUGCUCUAACAAGAACAAGAAUAAAUGUGCAACACCGACAGCAGGAACUGAAUCUGUACAGCAUUCUAACAGAGCAGAUUGGUUACCUUGAGCAAUGGCCGGUACUAGAAGAAGAGAGCACUGGUAUCGUAGCUGAGGCGAUCGAGGCUCUUCAAGCAAGCACGCUGUGCCUUCCAGUUACAUCAGGAGCACAGGCUGAUGGAGUUGUAGUUAGGAAUGCUAUAAGCUCAGCUGUUGAUGUUAUGCAAGCUUUGAGUUCCUCGAUUUUCUACUUGCAAUCAAAGGUCGAAGAUAGGACAUCUUUGGUUUCUGAACUUUCGGUUACGGCAAGACAGGAAAAAGUUGCUCUUGAUCAAUGCAAAGAGCUCUUAGCUAAGGCAGCAAAACUGCAGGGUUUACCUUUGGUCAGGUACAGGAGACCAGCCUUCGCACGCAUCUGAUGCAACUGAGGGAGGGAUCUGCUGGAUGAUUAACUGCUAAGCUGAAGAGGUUAACCUUUGCUUUUGACAGUAACAUUGGUCAACUCGAAUGUACAAAAUGAAGCAGAAAUCUGUAGAGAUGAAGUAACAGACGAUGCAUACUGCACACAUACUACCAUACACACAUUCCAUGACCUUGGAAGAUCAUGGCGCGACGCUCCGCAGUCUGCAGCUAACAACAACUCAAGGUGCUUACAGAUUGUUUCUGGGGAAAGAAAAGGUGUUAAUGGUUUUGUUUUUUUUUUUUCUGAAUCAACAUGUCAGGAGCUCUGUCUUUCGUUAAUGGUUUUCGUCGUACAGUAAUUCUUCUUCUUCUUCUUCUUUUUUACAUUUGUUCUCCUCGUAGUUGAGGGUAGUUGUUUCUUCAGUGAGUAGUCCUAUUCUUAUUUCUUACCCACUUACCAGUGUACAUUUUGACUUUUGAGAAGUGCAAAGAAAAGUACAAAAGGGUAACAAAAUCAACUGCUGAUGAAAAUGAAAUUCAUCUUGUUCUUGCA